This is a messenger RNA of Adineta steineri, 4911 nucleotides long. The record is from the annotation of a GenBank genome assembly. NCBI's taxonomy places the organism in Eukaryota, Metazoa, Rotifera, Eurotatoria, Adinetida, Adinetidae.
ACAGCAUCAACAACAGAGACGCCAACAGAGGAGACAACGGAAACAACGCCAGAAAUAACAACAGAGACAACAACACUUACAACUACAACAUGGACAACAACUACAACCAGUGAGACGACAUCAUCAACAGAAAUAACAUCCACAACAACAUCAACAACUACAGAGACAAGGACAAAAACGACGACAGCAACAAGAUCAACAACAACCUCGCGAUCCUCGAAAACAACAGGAUAUUCAUCUUCAUCAACGACAACUGCAGCAGGACAAGAACCAUCACUAACCUCAGCAUCACACGCACUAUCAACACCAGAGCGAAAAACAUCACCAGCAUCAUCACCACAUACACCGACCAGACGAGCAGAAGUAGUACCAUCAACAGCAGAAACAAGAACAUCGACAUCAUCAACAACAACAACAAAAGAAACAGAAACAACCGAAACGACAAGAACAACGGCUGAAACUGCUACAACUGCAGGAACAAGGUCAACAACAUUGGCAGGAACAACAACAAGAAUACCGGCAGAAAUAACAUCGACAACAACUAUUGCGGAAACAACAUCAAUAAUAACCACAACAGAAACCGUAGAAACAUCAACGACACCGGGAUCAACAACAACCACAUCAUCUUUAUCAUUAUCAUCACCGGUAACAACAUCACCACAAAAAACAUCACCAAUCCCAGCAUCAGAGGCGCUAUUAACACCGGUACAAGACGCAUUGGUAACAUCUAUACAACAAGGAUUAUCAACAUCACUACCAGAGGCAUCAUCAACCUCACAACAAGACCUGUCAAAAGUAACGCCGAAGCUUUCAACACGUGCAGCAUACGAAGAAUCAUCUACGUUGGAACAAGAUCCAUCAUCAACAUUAACACCGAAGACUACACGACGACCACCAGCAGAAGUAUCAGCAACCUCAGAACAGGAUCCAUCGUUAACAUCAACACUGAAGACAACACUACGACCACCAGCAGAAGGAUUGUCAAACUCAGAACAAGUUUCAUCUUCAACAUCAACAUCGAAGCCAUCAACAAGGGCAGCACACGAAGAACUAUCAACCUCAGAACAAGACACAGUAUCAACAUUAGCAACGUAUACGCCGCCGCAACGAAGACAAGAUGCAACAACAAUCUCAUCCGAGCAGACAUCAUCGAGAGCAACACAAGAACCACUACAAACGCUAGAACCGCUGAGAUCAUCAAUACCAUCGCAACAAGUAUCGUAUGCAACUGCGCAAGAAAUACCACCUACAUCAACAGCACCGAGAUCAUCAACAUCGACGGCCCAAGAACCAGCAGGAUCACCAUCAGAGACAUCGCCAACAUCAGCAACGCUUAGAUCGUCAACAUCGACGUCACGAAUAUCACCAGCAUCAGAAUCCGAAAUAUCAUCAACCCCUGCACCGGCGAGAUCAUCAAGAUCGACGUCAGCAAUAUCAGCAUCAGAAAUAUCACCAACAUCAGCACCGCUGAGAUCAUCAACAUCAUCGGAACAAGAUCCAUCAGCAGUAGCACAAGAACAAUCGCCAACAUCAUCACCUGCAAGAUCGUCAGCAUGGACGUCACCAGGAUCAUCAGGGUCAGCAGCUGGAGAAAUAUCGCGAACGUCAGUCCCGUAUAUAUCAUCAACUUCGGACCCGCAGCCAUCAGUAACAUCUGCACAACAAGAAUCAUCAAUAUCGGUGCAAGAGACGUCAUUAACAUCAGUCCUGCAAGUAGCAUCAACGUCAGCGCAACAAGCAUCACCAACAUCAGCAACCUUAGCAAAAGAAGCAUCAUCGACAUUAGUACAAGGGAUAUCGGCAACAUCAACACCGCUAAGGUCAUCGACAUCAUCACAACAAACACCAUCAGAAACAGAGCAAGAAAUAGCACCAACAACAGCACCGGUGAGGUCAUGGACAUCAUCAAAUCAAACACCAUCAGGAACGGGGCAAGAAAUGGCACCAACGCCAGCAUCCCUGAACUCAUUAACGGAACAAACAGCAGUAGCAACAGGACUCGAAAUAUGGCCAACAUCAACACCACUAAGAUCAGCUGCAUCAACGUCAUCAGAAACAUCUGCAAUAGCUGGAGCAAUAUCGGUAACACCAACACCGCUGAGAUUGUCAACGUCAUCAGGACUAUCAGAGUCAGCAGCUGGAGAAAUAUCGCCAACAUCAACACUGCUAAGAUCAUCUACAUCAUCGCAACAAGCAUCAUCAGCAGCAGAGCAAAAAAUAUCACCAACAUCAGCGCGAAACGUAUCAUCCACAUCAGUCCCGCGGACGUCACCGGCAUCAGCCUCGCAGACAUCGUUAACAUCAGCUGAACAAGCAUCAGUAUCAUCAGCACAAGAUACAUCACCUGGAUCAGCGCUAGAGACAUCGUCAGCGUCAGAAAUAGCACGCCCGCAGACAUUAUUAACACAAGACUCAUUACCAACAUCAGUCUUGAAGAGAUCAUCAACAUCAGCCUCGCAAAUAUCAUCAACAUUAGCACAGUCUGGAUCACGAACACCAGAGGAACAUAUAUCAUCAACAUUUGUUCAACAAGCAUCACCAACAUCAGCCGCACAGGUAUCAUCAACAUCAGCGCCACAGACACCAUUAACACCAAUACAACAAGCAUUAGCAACGUCAGCACAAGAAGCAGUACCGCAACAAGUCUCGCGAACAUCGGCAUCACGGACAUCAUCAACAUCAACACAAAAAUCACCCUCGUUAUCACUAGAAGAAGUAUCACCAACACGGUCGCCACAGCCAAGAUCGACUUCCGCACCCUCACAACAAACACCGUCAGUGUCAGAAAUCUCACUAACACCAUCACUACCAUCAGCAGCAAUACUCAACGUGUCAUCAACACCAACAGCAUCGGUAACAGAAAUAUCACCAAUAUCAGGUCAUUCACAACCGCAACCUUCACCAAUAAAACCACAUAUGUCAUCAACCUCACCACCAUCACAACAAGCACCAUCAGCAUCCGUAUCGGACAUAUCGCCAACAUCAACAUCGCUAACAUUUGCAACGCUGGAAGCAUCAUCUUCAUCAGGACAAGAAAUAUCGGCAACAUCAACACCACUAAGAUCAUCCAUGCUGGAAGCAUCAUUUGCACCUGGAGAAGAAAUAUCGGUAAGAUCAACACCGCUGAAAACAUCAACAAUAACGCAUGAAGCAUCAUCAGCAUCACGAGAAGAAGUAUCAUCAACGUCAGCAACGGUGAGAUCAUCAACAUCGACAGCCCAAGAACCAUCAGCAUCAGCAUCAGAAAUAUCAUCAACAUCAGCAAAGGUAACAGCACGAACAUCAACAUCGAACGGUGCGGCCAGACCAACAAAAGAAUCAUCACAGACCUCAGCACAAGACACAUCAUCUACAAUAGUACCACAUAGACCACCACAACAAAUAGAACAUCCGUCGUCAAUCUCAACCUCGCAGACAACCUCGAGAGCAUCACAAGAACCACCACAAACAUCAGCACGGCUGAGAUCAUCAACAUCAUCGCAAGGAGAUUCAUCAGUAGUAGGACAAGAAACAGCGCCAACAUUCGGUUUGCAAAUAUCAUCAGCAUCUACAGAACAAACAUCAUCAACACCGGAUCCGCUAAGGUCAUCAACAUCAGCACAACACGCAUCAUUAACAUUAGUGCAAAAAACAUCACCGACAUCAGCUUCGGAGAGAUCACCAACAUCUGCACAAUACGAAUCAGCAACAACCGCGCAAGAAACAUCAUCAACGUCAGUUCCGCACAGAUCAUCAGCAUCUACAAAACACGCAUCGUCAACAUCAGUGCGAGGAACAUCAUCAACACCAGCCUCACAGCCAUCAGCUCAUAAAACAUCACCAACAUCAACCCCGCAAAUAUCAUCAACGUCAGCACAGGAAGCAUCGUUAAACUCAGCGCAAGAAACGCCACCAACAUCGACGCCGCGUACAUCUUCAUCAUCAGGAUCACGUACAUCAUCAAUGUUAGCACAACAAACGUCACCAGCAUCAGCACAACAAGCGCCAUCAAUAUCAAGGCAGGAGACGACAUCAAAAGCAAUACUACAGGCAUCCCCAGGACCGGCACAACAAACAUCAACUAUGAUAAAGACGAGAAGCAACGAUGGUAGUUCACCAAAUUAUCUGUCCAGACUUACGUCCAUCGCUAGUACGUUACAUGUUGUAAAGGAAAAAGAAACAAUUUCAACUAUUACUUUAUCAAAUAUAACUUCGUUCAUAACAUUUACUUCAUCAACAACAAAAGUUAGACCUGAAUUACAAUAUCUAAUGAAUGGUUCAUCAUUGGUUUUCGUUCCAGAACCCUGCACUGAUUCGACGUUUAUUGGUCUCAGUUGCAAUAUCUCAAAUACUCCAUGUAAGAUGAUAACUCCAUGUGAAAAUCAUGGUACAUGUACAGACAAUGAAAUGGCAACUUAUGGAUAUAUUUGCUCAUGUCUAUCGGGUUUCAAUGGCACUCAUUGUGAACUUGAUCAGCGAAUUUGUAAACCACAUUUAUGUUUACAUAAUGGUACGUGUAAUGAAACAUCGAACACAACAUUUCAUUGUGUAUGUAAAAAUGGUUGGGAGGGUGCUCAUUGUGAAUCAAUGGUUAAUUAUUGCAAAGGUGUAGUAUGUAAGAAUAAAGGGAUUUGUCGACCAUUAUUAUUGGGUUAUAAAUGUGAAUGUCUUGGUACGAGUUAUUAUGGUUCUCAUUGUGAGUUUACUGCAAGAAAAACUGUUAUCCAUAAAAUAAUUUCAAAAUCAUUUGCUUAUAUUGCAAUUACUGCUAUGGCAAUUGUUGCAAUGUUUGUUGUAAUAAUGGAUAUAUUAAAAUAUUGUUUUGGUAUUGAUAUGACACAUGAAGAGUUAGAACGAUAUCGACGAGAAAAACGAGCAAAUAAACUAAAUGGUCCUGUCGAUAAGCAAGUGGUCCAUGCGAAUAUAUCAUAA